UUCCCUUGCAGGUGUGAUGAGGUUGAGGAGCAGGCGCGGGCGGGGAGCAGCGCGGGGGCCGUGUAGGUGCUGAGGCUCGCACCGUCAGGAUGGACCACAGCGUGAAGGCCAUGACGCCGCACCGGAAGGUGGCCUUCUCCCGGCUCUGCCACCGCCACCGCUUUGAGAAUGACGAGCUCGAGAACCUUUACCGCCGCUACACUCUCAAGCUGCAGCAGGCGAGCGUGGCCGCGGCUGCCGCCCUCCUGCUUACUCUGUCGCUCCUGCUGGCGGCCCUGCACGUGACCUACGCCCAGGUCGCGGCGCCCGCGCCCAUCACCCUGCUGGCCCUGGCGGUGGUGCUGGCCGCGCUGCUUGUCGUGCUUCACUCCCGCGUCAUGAGGCACUCCUACCUGCUGCCCACCUGCUACCUUCUGUUGGCCCUGGGCGCCAUCCUGGUUGCCCUGGCCCUCCCUCUGCCCUCGGGCUGGGGCUGGGUGGGCUGGCAGUCCAUCCCGACGGCCGGCCAGGGGGUCUGGCACGCAACCUUCGUGGCGUUCCUCGUCUACGCCCUCACGCCCGUCUCCACGCCGCUGGCCCUCACCUACGGCGUCGUGCUGCCGGCCGGCCAGACCGCCCUGGCGGCCACGCUCGCCACCACCUUCACGCACUUCCACUGGCAACAGCUGGUGGCCAACAGCGUGGUGGCGGCGGCCGUGAACGUGGCGGGCGUGUGGCUGCACCAGAUGAUGGAGGCGGCGCAGCGCAAGGCGUUCCUGGACACGCGCAACUGCAUCGCCGCCAGACUGCACAUGGAGGAUGAAAAUGACAAACUGGAGCGGCUGCUUUUGUCGGUGUUGCCACAACAUGUGGCCAUGGAAAUGAAGGCUGACAUCAUCAAACCCGUGGAGAGGCAAUUCCACAAGAUCUACAUCCAGCGACACGAGAAUGUUAGCAUGGUGUUCGCGGAUAUCGUGGGCUUCACAGUUCUUGCGUCACAGUGCACGGCGCAGGAGCUCGUCAGACUUCUCAACGAGCUCUUCGGACGCUUCGACCAGCUGGCGGACGAUAACCACUGCCUGCGCAUUAAGAUCCUGGGCGACUGCUACUACUGCGUGUCGGGGCUGCCGGAGCCGCGCAGUGACCACGCUCGCUGCGCCGUGGAGAUGGGGCUCGACAUGAUCGACGCCAUUGCAUCUGUGGUGGAUGCAACAGAUGUACAGCUCAAUAUGAGAGUGGGGAUACACACAGGCCGUGUGUUGUGUGGUGUCCUCGGCCUGCGCAAGUGGCAGUAUGACGUGUGGUCCAAUGAUGUCACUCUUGCCAACAUGAUGGAAUCAACUGGUGAACCAGGUCGUGUGCAGAUAACACAGGCAACCUUAGACUGCUUGGGCAAUGAAUAUGAAGUUGAACCUUCAGAUGCACAGUCAAGAUCCCAAUAUUUACGUGACCGCAACAUCACCUCAUACUUUAUCAUCCCGCCAGCCCGCAGACGCAAGUCUAGCCUGUCAGACAAGUUCAAACGACCUUUCAAGAAGAGACUGUCGUCCCUCCCUCACACACCUUCCAAUAGAGUCAAUAAGUAUUUAGCCCAAGCAAUCGAUGCCAGGUCUGUGGACAGAGAAAAAUCUACACACGUAUCACUCAUAACGCUGUGCUUCAGGGAUCGUGAGAAAGAGAGAAAUUACCAUGAAGAAGUAGAUGUGGGCUUUGGAAACUCAUUGCUGUGUUCCCUGUUUUUACUGUUGUUCGUGGCAUCAGUGCAGGCACUGGUGUUACCACGCACUUUGCUCUUCCUCUUUUUGUUUCUGGCAGCCUUUGUUACAAUAUCUGUUAUGCUCAUUGUUCUUCUGGCAUCUAGGUUAAAAGUAACAACAUGGGAUCCAGCCAGGAGAUUUGUGCUACGUCUCAUUUUGACAAUUAUAGCUGUGACAGUGAUAUACAUAAUGGCCCAAGUUAAUUCGUUUACAUGUGAGUUACCACAUGUACCUUGCAAAGCCAAUGUGACUGACCUGACUCCUCUUCGUUCGGGCCCCCAAGAGUUUGUGCGCAAUUUGUGGUGUCCUUUGCCAGAGUACAUCCCUCUCUCUUGCAUUGUCGGUUUUAUGGCAGUGGCAGUGUUCUUGCGGCUACCGGUGUUAGUCAAAACACUACUCCUUGUGUCAAUGGCAACUGUGUACUCCCUCUUGAUCUUCAUCACCCAUCUUCGGCUCUUUGAAUGCUAUGACAUCCGAGUUGGGGCACUGGUUCCUACGGAGGUUUUGGGAGUCGUAUACAUUUUGCUCUUUUUACUUGCUGUUAUUGCUCAUGGCCGCCAAGUUGAGUGGACUGCGCGCCUUGAUUUUCUUUGGCAGUGUCAGGCAUCGGAAGAAAAGCAAGAUAUGGAUGCCCUACAAGAGAGCAACCGACGCAUCUUGUUUAAUUUACUGCCAGCUCAUGUUGCCACACAUUUCCUAGACAACCAAUUUAGAAAUAACAUGGAUCUUUAUCACCAGAGUUAUAGUCGCGUAGGAGUGCUGUUUGCAUCCAUUCCUAAUUUCCAUGAGUUCUACACUGAGCUUGCAGUGAACAACCAAGGCACAGAAUGUCUUCGUCUUUUGAAUGAAAUCAUAGCAGACUUUGAUGAGCUGCUGGAUGAUGAACGUUUUAAAGCAAUUGACAAGAUCAAAACUGUUGGAUCUACCUUCAUGGCAGCUGUGGGUCUCAUGCCUGACAUGAGAAUACUGGACAAGGAUGACUCUGCAAACUACUACAUGACGAUGCUUACUGAACUAGUCUUUGCCUUUAAAGACAAACUUGCAAGCAUCAAUGAAAAUUCUUAUAAUAGCUUUACAUUGAGAGUUGGUAUGAAUAUUGGACCAGUUGUGGCUGGUGUCAUUGGGGCAAGGAAGCCUCAAUAUGAUAUAUGGGGUAACACUGUUAAUGUUGCCAGUCGUAUGGAUUCCACAGGCCUUCCUAAUCAUACUCAGGUAACUGAAGAGGUUUACCAAGUUCUCCGCAAAGGACCUUACCAGUUUCAAUGCCGUGGAAAGGUUAAGGUCAAAGGAAAGGGAGAAAUGACAACAUACUUCUUAGUCGAUAGGAAAGAAGCCCCAACAAUUAAAGCUGAAGAUGGUUCUAGGCCACCAAAGGUACCACCUCAUCUCCAGAGUUAUGCCCCGGAACAUGGGUGUGGUUGGCCAGUGUGGGCAGCUUACUGUGUGGUGGGGCGGUGUGGUGGGACACUGCACCCCCCUCACUCAUCCCUGCGCUCGCACCACCGCCACUACCACACCCACAAUGGAGGUUUGUACGGAGGAGUAGCGACCCCUCUAGCCAUGGUACCCCCCCAGAUCCCUCCUCAUGGCCGCAGUCUAUCUCAGGGUCUAACGGGCCAGGGAGGACAAGGGCAAUCUGGGGGGACACCAAGAUCACGACGCAACCGUGAUUCCUUCUGUGACGACAACCUGGUUGUAAACAUGAACAUGAGCCAGUGUGUAAGCAAGAUGGGUGGUCGGCAGCCUUCUGGGGAAUGCCAGAGGUGUGAAGAAGAACCAUUGUUAGAUAAAGUUCCUCCAGCACCUCUCAGUGCUCACGUGUUGCCUCCAAGAUUUUCAGUAGCACAAAUGCGGGCGUGUAACAAAUCACAGACACCAACUAGGGCUGCCAUGCAACAAAUGAAGCCACAAAAUCAAAUUCCAACACCCAAGACAUACUCUCAGUCCCGUCCCCGCACAUAUAGACCAGAUGAAUAUAACCUUCCUCAGAAUUCAUAUGUCCCAACGUGGGCUCGCUCACAGAGUGGUGGACGACCCAGUGCCAGCGGGGGAAAGAAGUCAUCAGGACGUAGUCGGACAUCACCCAGAAAGGAAAAUGAUGAUGGACAGAUGCGACCAUUAGAUUCAGGAAGAACUGCUCUUAGUGGAGGACUUGUUUUGCCUCCUAUGCCAAGACACCACCAUGUAGAGGAAGCAGGAGUGCGCCACAAGUUACGAUCAUUUACUCGACACUACAGUGAUGAUAGCUUACAUGGCUCUUCACACAGAGAUCUGCAGUCAACUAGAAUUCAUUCUUCAGCUGAUGAAAUUAGCUCCCUCAAUCGAUCUCCAAGUCUUAGUUCCUCUGAUGAGAGUUUCUCAAGGACAGAUUUCUCACGCACCGAUGCUGAUUCACCUUCUCCUCAACAUGCCCCAUCUCUCAGUGAUGAACGUUUCAAGUACAUGUUUGGGGGCAUGAAUCUAGAGGGAGCAAUGGCACCAGGGUUUAGAGAACUCUCUCCACAAAUUUAUUCUGAUUAUUUAUCUAGUGUGAAAGCAUCCAGUGAUGAGAGCUCUUUACGGUUAAAUAGUCUGUCACGUGACUCGACAACCUAUUCUUAUCCCAAUGUGCCAGGACUUUGGAGAGAAACGGAUAUAGCCAGUCCUACCCAUGAUGAGAGGAUGCGAAGAGAUGACCUAGUGAUACCUAAAUUAACUGCUGAAUUUUCGAGUGACAAGAUGAAACGUAGUAAACAUGGUGAUAAAGCUGAUGUGGAGGUUCCGUCCCAUGUUGAUAAUUGUGUGAGUCACAGCGCCUCACCAUCCAGUGAGAAAGUUAGGCCAGGGUGUAGACUGAGCUAUGUAGACUGUGAUUUAAACUCUCCAUCAAGAACUAGUGCCUCUGGCAGCACAAGUCGUAUGAGAAGUUUAGAGAAGAGUCCAAGAGAAAGCACAGCCAUGACCCCCGACAGUGUUAUUAUGGUGCCAAAGAAGCGAUCUCUUUCGAGAGAAGAAGGCAUGAAAAUAGGAAACCAUGUCAGUACAGAACACGACAUAUUCAGAAAACGUAGUACAGAGCGACCAAAACGAGAUGGAGAAUGCCAGACAGACCCGAGAACACAUCAUCAUAAGAACAGUGCCACAGGAGUUAAAUCAGGAGACAGAAACAAGCCAGAGAGGAAAAUUGAAAAGUCUGCAACAUUUGAAGGAAUACCAGAAGAUCCAAAAUCUACACACCGUGACGGCAGUGAAGGAAGAGUCACAGCUGGAUGUGGACACAGUGAGUAUGAGAACAUGGAAUCAGAUGUUCCCGAUCUCUCAACCGAUGAUGAAGGGUUGAAUAACAUCAGAGUUGAAGGCCAAGAGAUGAAUACGAGAGCCACAGUUUGGGACGAGGGCCAUCCAAGGGAGCUGAACAUCCAACAGAUGACGAGGAUGAUAUAAGAUCAUUUGAAGAGGAAGAGAGAAGGAUGGCUCAAGAACUUCAAGCUGCAGAAAUGGCAGAAGCUACCAAGUCUUCAGUAACACAAAGUGGUGGUAUUGGUGAUGGCGGUGAGACCAGUCAGUCCGAGUGGAGUGAGGAUGACGAUGGUGCUGCAUCUGAACCGCUGUUAGAUCAAGAGAGUACAGGCUAUACCACAGAUGACCCAGCAUUAGAGCAAGUCUCCAUGAUGAAUGAUGCUGGCCUAACAGAUGCUGAGGGUGCCUUGAGUGAUGUGAACUCCAUUUAUAAUGAUCCACACCAAUAUGAUGGAGAUAUGGAUGACACAAGCAUGUCCUCACGAGCAUCAUCAAGAAUAUUUGAUUCAGAUGCAAUUAUAUCCUUCGACCAGAUUAAUGCCUACUACGAGUCUGAGUAUGACAACUAUCGUCCAAGUGGUAUUACCUCAGAUGGUUUUGAUACAGAGCCACUCUCUGAUGUAGAUUUAGAUGGAAUAGAUGGAAUAAAUCUCCAGAACAUAAGAUCAAUGUCAGAGAGCAUUACAAGAAAUUUUGGACAGCCCCGAAGUGAAACUGAUGUUGAUAGUGAUGUAUGAUAUUGGGUGAAAUCCUUAAUGGAAGACUAUUGUAUUGAAACUACUGUAUAAAAGCUUGCACAAAAAUGCCAUGAUUCAGUUAACCAAGAAGGAACUGAUACAUUUGUAUCAUUACAGACUAUAAUAUGUCAUAAGACUAUGUGUGACAAUAGAAAAUUUCAUAGGUUGACUAGCAUUGGUUGAAUGUCAACAUUAAAGGGUGGAUAUCUAUUUGGACAGAUAGGAAGAUUAAGAAUGACAUGCACAAGCACAAGAAAAGUUUUUCUAAAAAAUAAAAAUAAAAAAAGACUUGUGAUAGUGCUAUCCUCUUCUUUUUUCCCCCUAAGAGAAAUAUAAAAGAAAAACAUUGGCAUAACUUGCACAAUUCUCAUGACACUCCAAAGCAGGUGAAGGAAUUGGGCAGAGCAGUUUUGUAUCAAGUGUUAUUCAUAGAUUUGAUGCUGAUAGUGACUGGUUAGGGAUAUGACGAUCUAGAAAAGUGUUAUCCAAGUGUGUCAGCCAGAGACUGAGGUUGUUAGAGUGUAUGUUAAUUUGUGAAAACAUAUGUGUUUUAGAUGCCUGUAAGCUUCAGUUUUAUAGAGGGAUGAUGAAUAAAUUUGUUUCAAGAUGUCAUGUCCUAAUACUGGCAAUACAAUAGAGGGCAAUCAAAUAGGACUAGCAGUAUCGCAGUAUGAUUAACUUUCUAUUUUUUACAUAAAUUUGGCUGUGUCUGUAUAUAUACCAUUUUUUUUUUUAUUGUGAUUCCUGACACUGCUGUUUUCUGAAUAUUACAUUAUUCAUGUAUUUACCUUUUGUUCCAAUAUAAUUUCUAGACUAUAAGUAAAAUUUGGUUAAACAUACUAAAACCAUAAACAUUAAAUUAUUUGAAGUAUACCUAGAAAAUGUAAAUGGUAGUCUUGAUGAAUAUGGCUUUUAAAUCAAGGUAUUUGUAAGGAAAUAUAUAUAUUGAUAAUUAUCCAAAUGCAUAUGAUAGAAAUUCAGAGAAAUGUAAUAAAUAAAUCAGGAUAAAAGCUCUAAACUCAGGAUCUUAUAGAAUGCUCAGUACUUUCUUGAUAAAACCAAAAAAUUUAAAGGCUUUUAUUACCACAGAUGUCAUUUGCUAUAGCAGAUAGUUCUAUUGGAAAUGCCCAUUGUAUGUUUUCAUUUGCCAACACAUGAGCUGAAGGCUCUGUGUAGAAUAAUGAUUCUAAAUUAUCCUCUUGUCAUUGAUUUAUAACAGAAAAUGAAUUUGUAUAUUUUCAUCCAAGAAAUUGUCUGACAUUCCUUUUUUCAUUGCUCCUUGUUUUACUUCUUAUUUCUUAAAAGUCUUUUCCUCUUUCAUCUUGCAGGUUUGGAUACUUCAGUGCUUGAAAGUCUGUUUCCCAUGAAAAAAAAAGGCUGUAGAUUCGAAUCAAAUGAAGGGUGGAUAAAUACAUUUUCAAUACAAAUCUGCCAUCAGUCUCUUCUACUGCAACAAAAGCAAACCAGUAUUAUUCCAGUGAAACAGCUGAUAUGAGCAACAGAUGGGAAUUCUGACAUUCCAGUUGAUUGAACAGAGACCUUCAGAAGAGGCACUACAACUGGGUAAUUGUUAUUGAUGUAAUCAGCUUCACUGACCCCAACAAACUGACCUGUGCUAUUUAUCAUUUCUACUUUCAAUACCUCCUCAUACCAUUAUCUAAAAAAUACCAAGCAGUACGCACUUUAAAUAUUAAUGGCCCUUAUACAUAUCUUUCUUCCACAGGGUGUAUAUACAAUGAAGGACUGGACAACACUGAAAUAACAAUUUUGGUAAAAAAGCUGAACAUGAUCUGAAAUAUACAAAUAACAUUAAGUAGGACACAACAGUUUAAGCUUCUCCUGUUUUAUACAGAUAACCCAAUGCACUAAUAUUUCUUAAUUCUGCUUCAAGCUCUCACCUCUUAUUAUUCAUCAUUAUUAACCUGUUAUGAGAUGAACUAUACCCAGCCAAGGUAUUAUAUUCUUUAAAUGCUUAAUACAAAAGCAGAGAUGAAUACUGUGAAUAUAUGACAAAGGGUUGAUUAUUUUUCAGCAUGUGCAUUACUUUAAUUAACAGUUUUUUUAAAUCAAUCUCCCCAUUGGGCAGAAGUUACAGUAUAAAAGUCUGGUUACUCAAAAAAUGUCUUGUGAAAACAAUAUUCUCAAGGGGUGGGGGGGGUACAAAACUCCUAUAAAUUAUGUGCAAAAAACAAGGAUAA
This is a messenger RNA of Penaeus monodon (black tiger shrimp), 7950 nucleotides long. RefSeq names its product adenylate cyclase type 1-like. Lineage: Eukaryota; Metazoa; Arthropoda; Malacostraca; Decapoda; Penaeidae. Gene Ontology annotation, cellular component: plasma membrane. The record is from RefSeq and is a predicted model, not a curated record. Gene Ontology annotation, biological process: intracellular signal transduction; adenylate cyclase-activating G protein-coupled receptor signaling pathway; cAMP biosynthetic process. Gene Ontology annotation, molecular function: adenylate cyclase activity.